This is a messenger RNA of Ochlerotatus camptorhynchus, 612 nucleotides long. Its product is annotated as superoxide dismutase [Mn], mitochondrial-like. Gene Ontology annotation, biological process: superoxide metabolic process. Lineage: Eukaryota; Metazoa; Arthropoda; Insecta; Diptera; Culicidae. The coding region runs from base 73 to 612 and encodes 179 amino acids. Gene Ontology annotation, molecular function: superoxide dismutase activity; metal ion binding. The record is from RefSeq and is a predicted model, not a curated record. Gene Ontology annotation, cellular component: mitochondrion. The transcript is spliced from 2 exons.
CGAUCGAAGCACACCCUCCCGGAGCUUCCGUAUGAGUACUCCGCCCUGGAGCCGACGAUAUGUCGUGAGAUUAUGGAACUUCAUCACCAGAAACAUCACGCUGGCUACGUAGAUGCUCUCAAUGGCGCCGAGGAGCAGCUGAAAGAUGCUCUCGCCAGUGGGGACACAUUGAAGGUUAUUCAGCUGGGCCGAAACUUACGGUUCAACGGUGGAGGUCACAUCAAUCAUUCCUUAUAUUGGGAAAAUCUUUCACCGAACUGUACGACACCGUCCAAGGCCUUGGAGAGUGGUCUGAAGCAAAAUUUCUAUAACAAAGACGAUUUUAAGCAGCUGAUGCGGGAGGCGGCGUUGGCCGUGCAGGGCUCCGGUUGGGUUUGGCUCGGAUGGAACAAACAAACGAAAACGAUGAAAGUGGUCGCUUGCGGCAAUCAGGAUUCACUCGAAGCGACUACUGGUUUAUUACCAAUGCUGGGCAUUGACGUUUGGGAGCAUGCUUACUACAUCCAGUACAAGAAUGAUCGUGCCAAAUACUUCGAUGCUCUGUGGGAGAUUAUCAACUGGAAGGAAGUUUCCAAGCGAUACGAGAAAGUUCGGUGCGUCAUUGAGAAGUAG